Molecule: messenger RNA, 1953 nt
Organism: Nymphaea colorata (pocket water lily)
Lineage: Eukaryota; Viridiplantae; Streptophyta; Magnoliopsida; Nymphaeales; Nymphaeaceae
Product: pectinesterase-like
Exons: 2
Coding region: 28-1656 (542 amino acids)
Biological process (GO): cell wall modification
Molecular function (GO): pectinesterase inhibitor activity; pectinesterase activity
Source: RefSeq, a predicted model, not a curated record
AUUACCAGCAGGGAAAGUUCACCAACCAUGUCCGUCAUCCCUUUCAUCUUCGUCCUCACCAUCCUCUUCCCUUCCUCCAUCUCCCUAAACUUGAGUGCUAUUGGCCCCGUUACUCCAGACCACGCCUGCACCUUCACCACCGAUCCCGACUUCUGUCAGUCCCUCUUGCCUAGUGACUCCCUCAACAACUUCUAUGGCUACGGCCAACACCUUAUCAAGAAGUCCUUACAGCAGUCCUACGCUUUUUCCUCCCUCAUAAACGAGACCAUAAGAGAUAAGGCCAACCUCACCCCUCUGGCAGCGGCCGCUCUGAACGAUUGCCUGCUGCUCUCGGAGCUCACCACCGAUUUCUUGGUGUCGUCCAUAUCCACCCUUGACUCCUGCGACUCCACCACCCUUGCCGAAGACCAGGCAGACCUGGUCCAAACCCUCUUGAGUGGCAUCAUCACCAACCGGCGCACUUGCUUGGAUGGCCUCACCCAGGCGUCCUUCUUGCAGCGCGGACACAAGCUCUAUGCGCCACUGAUGAACGGGUCUCUGCUCUACAGUGUGUCGCUGGCCAUGCUCGCCAACUCUCGGGCAUUCAAGCACAGGAAGACCAUGAACCCUGGCAGGAAGCUGCUGGAAGACCUGAGAGUAGGCAGAGAUGGUGCCCCUCGGUGGGUGAACCGAAACAUCUUCCACUUCGCCAGUGGAAGGAGGAUGGCUCUGCAGACCAUGGGCAGCGUGGUGGUGGCUCAGGAUGGCACCGGUAACUACCGCACCAUUAGUGAAGCCAUUGCUGCGGCUCCUGCAAACGGCGGAACCAAAGGGUACUACGUCAUCAACGUGAAGGCAGGAGUGUACAAGGAGUAUGUGACCAUACCCAAGUCCAAGAAGUACAUAAUGAUGGUUGGAGACGGUAUCGGCAAGACCAUAAUUACCGGUAGCCGUAAUGUCGUCGACGGUUACACCACUUUCAACUCUGCAACUUUCGCUGUGCUUGGCGAAGGCUUCGUAGCAAUCGGAAUUACGGUGAGGAACACAGCCGGUCCGGCCAAGCAUCAGGCAGUGGCUGUUAGAAACGGCGCCGACCUGUCAACCUUCUAUAAGUGCAGCUUCGAGGGAUACAAAGAUACGCUGUACACCUACUCCAUGCGUCAGUUCUUCCGCGAGUGCGAUAUCUACGGCACGGUAGACUUCAUCUUCGGCAAUGCGGCCGUCGUCUUUCAAAACUGCAACAUGUACGUGAGGCUGCCUUCUUCCGGUCAAUUCAACACGGUUACGGCUCAGGGGAGAAGCGACCGGAACCAGAACACGGGCACCUCCAUCAUCAACUGCAACGUUGCGGCCACCUCUGACCUCGCAGGCCAUUCCAACGUGAGGACUUACUUGGGCCGGCCAUGGAGGCAGUACUCCAGAACAGUGUUCAUGCAGUCCAACCUUGGUAGCUUGAUCAACCCAGCAGGGUGGUCCCCAUGGUCCGGUAGCUUUGCCCUCAGCACUCUAUACUAUGGAGAGUACGCCAACAGCGGCCCAGGUGCAGCUACCGGCGGCAGGGUCAAAUGGCCUGGGUUCCAUAUCAUGAGUUCUAGUGAUGCUCGCCGGUUCACAGUGUCCAAUUUCAUACAGGGAGGAAACUGGCUGCCCAAGACUACUGUGCCAUUCACCGGUUGAUCGGGUCGAACCCCAAUAUAUUCAAUCUGCUAGAAGAAGAAGCAAUCUUUUCGGUUGUUGAAAUUGAUGUCGUUAAUUAAUUUGUUUAAUUCCUCUGCAAUUAGAUUCUGUCCAUUUGUUGUAAACCUGAAAGGAUUAGGGCACAUCACGUAGAGCCCGCUUUCCUGCUACAAAAGUGUGAAUAGCUAGAUAUCUUAUACGGUCAAUGCAAUCGUUAAAUUUGUGUUUGUUUUUUCAUUGCUCCUUUAUCUUUGUACUUGUAUUUAAUUAAUAAAACUGUCUGGAUUCCGUAGCUUA